Quercus robur (English oak) is the source of this 1547-nucleotide messenger RNA. RefSeq lists its product as uncharacterized. The transcript has 5 exons. Gene Ontology annotation, molecular function: protein dimerization activity. Bases 60 to 1508 code for a protein of 482 amino acids. The record is from RefSeq and is a predicted model, not a curated record. NCBI's taxonomy places the organism in Eukaryota, Viridiplantae, Streptophyta, Magnoliopsida, Fagales, Fagaceae.
UUUUCCUAUACUCUAUAGACACAUCUAACAUAUCUAAAACAGCUGAAAAAGUUUGUCAAAUGUUAGAUGAAGUUGUCGAUAGGGUUGGAGAGGAGAAUGUUGUGCAAUUGGUGACUGACAAUGCUGCUAACUACAAACUAGCUGGAGAGAUGUUGAUGCAGAAGAGAAAGUGCCUGUUUUGGACUCCAUGUGCUGCCCAUUGCUUGGAUUUGAUACUUGAGGAUUUUGAAAAAAAGAUUAAGGACCAUAAGUACACAAUUGCAAAGGGGAAGAAGAUUACAACGUUCAUAUAUUCUAGAGCUAUGCUUUUAAAUUGGUUGAGGGAUUUCACUAAAGGGAGGGAAUUGAUUAGACCUGCUGCCACUAGAUUUGCAACAUCAUAUUUGACAUUGUCAUGCCUUAAUGAGUUCAAAGGAGAAUUGAUGGAAAUGUUUUCUUCUGAACAAUGGAGGUGUAGUAAAUUUGCAAAAACAAAAGAAGGGAAAAGAAUUCAUGCCAUAGUUAUGGAUAACAAUGGCUUUUGGCGACUUGUUGUCAAAUGCUUGAAGGCCGCAAUACCCCUUUUAAAGGUGCUUCGCCUAGUUGAUUCUGAUACACCUCCAAUGGGAUUCAUUUAUCAAGAAAUGGAAAAAGCAAAAGAAGAAAUACAGAAAAAUUUCAAUAAUGUUCAAAAGAGUUACAAAGAGAUAUGGGAUAUUAUUGAUGAUCGAUGGGAAAUGCAACUUCAUAGGCCUUUGCAUGCUGCGGGAUACUAUUUGAACCCUUCUAUUCAUUAUGAUCCUUCUUUUGAUCCGGGUUCAGAUAUUAAAUUAGGACUAUAUACGUGUCUUCAACGAAUGGUUCCAGAAGUUAGUGAUAGGAAAAAGAUAGAUAUGCAACUUGAAAAAUUCAAACAAGCAAAGGGACUCUUUGGUAUUGAAGCUGCCAUACUAGCCAGAGAUACUAAACAGCCAGCUGAAUGGUGGGACUCAUAUGGAGAUGACUGUCCUGAAUUGAAAAAAUUUGCUAUAAGAAUAUUGAGCUUAACAUGUAGCUCAUCUGGUUGUGAAAGAAAUUGGAGUGCGUUUGAAAUGGUACAUUCAAAAAGGAGAAAUCGCUUACACCAGAAAAAAAUGAAUGACUUGGUCUUCGUUAUGUACAACUUGAAGAUAAAACAAAAAAGAGCUAAACCAUUGAGUACAAAAGAAGAAAUUGGUUUGGAGAAUUUGUCUUCUGAUGAUGAGUGGUUAGCAGCAGAUUCUGUAGAUUCAGAAGAUGAUAGUGCAGAUUUUGAUGAAGACAAUGAAGGUGAUGAUGAGGUUUCAAGAGUUGCUGCCAAAGGAAAAAGUGUGCUAGUUCAUGAUGUUAGUGAUGAAUUUCAUGAGAAUGAUGAUGGUUCUAAUGAUGAUGAUAGUGAUCGGCCCCCACCUGGAUUUGAGAGAGUUAGGGAUUUCGAUGAUUACGCCAUGGAUGUUGAUACUAGGAAGGAUAUAGAUGAUGAAAUGAGAUAUGACAAUGAUAGUGACUAGAUUAGAAGAACUUUAGAAUGAGAAUUCUCUUUUGGAUUU